CGCGACUUCGGGCCGCCCUGACUGCGCGCCGCCUGGUGCGCGCGACCACACAGCAUGCAGUCUCGGUGCUGGCCAGUCCUGAGGGAGGGUCUGCAGGCUGUCCUGGACCCUGGGAGCGAGGCACUCAGGCAGCUGUGUGGGAUAUCUCCAUUCGAGACACGUGCCUUUAGGACAGUCGGGUUCGUGGGCCUCGCCGAGUUGGCAAGGGCACUGCUGGCAGCGGGUCUCGCAGUGGAUGCGGCCGAUGACGAUGGGAAUACCAUGUUGCAUGGAGCAGCAGCAGGAGGCCAGCUGCGGCUCGCAGAGUUGCUGCUGGACCAAGGUGCCGACACGGAGAAGAGCAACCGCAAAGGCAACACCCCCAUCAUAGUUGCCGCCAAGAAAAAUGCUGUGGAGAUGGUGAAGCUCUUAGCUGCACAUGGAGCGCAAAUCAACAGACCGGGGCAGUAUGGGCUGUCUUGCAUGCAAUGGGCGGCGAGUAAGGGCUGUGUACAGGUGGUGCACCACCUGAGGGAAGUUACUACUCUGGAAGAGCACGAGUCCCUCCUGCAUGGCGCUGCUUGCGGCGGCCAUCUGGAGAUGGUGCAGUACCUGAUACGGGCCGGCGAGGAUGCCAGUGCCAGGGACAAUGACAACGAUACGCCAAUGCACUGGGCAGCGUGGAAUGGCCACGUGGAUGUGGUACAUGCCUUGGUGGAGGCCGGGGCAACCAUCGAGGCCAGAGACAACUGCCGCAUGACACCGCUGCACCGGGCGGCGGGCGAUGGUCGCCUGGAGGUGGUGCAGUACCUGGUGCGGAACGGGGCCAGCUGCAUGGCCAGAGACUCUUGUGGCAAGACCCCCCUGCACUUGGCAGCAUGCACUGGCCAGAUGGAUGUGGUCUGCUGCCUCGUGGAGAGCAGGGCAGAUACACGAGCCAAAGAUAUCAACAAGAUGUCGUCUUUCGAUCUUGCUAGAUACAAACAUGAUGAUGUAACAGAGUAUCUUUCAUAUUUCCCCCACUAGCAUCACCACUGGUGGAAUAAUAAAGGCGAGGCAUUAUGUUUGUUUAGAUUCUUUAACUGAUGUAAGUUGCAACUAAAUUACUCUGAUACAAGAAUAAGAAGGAUAAUGGUGUUUCAUUUUGCAUAUCUUGUAAGCCAUAUAGCAUAGAACCAAUAUAUACAUGU
Messenger RNA from Bacillus rossius redtenbacheri, 1169 nucleotides. RefSeq names its product poly [ADP-ribose] polymerase tankyrase-2-like. Gene Ontology annotation, molecular function: protein binding. NCBI's taxonomy places the organism in Eukaryota, Metazoa, Arthropoda, Insecta, Phasmatodea, Bacillidae. The transcript has 2 exons. The record is from RefSeq and is a predicted model, not a curated record. Bases 55 to 1005 code for a protein of 316 amino acids.